GAUGAACUCCAGCUCCACCUUGGAUGGUAAUCAGAGCAGCCGCCCUUUUUGCCUCUUGGCACUUGGUUAUUUGGAAACUGUCGACUUUUGCCUUUUGGAAGUGCUUAUUAUUGUUUUUCUAACUGUAUUGAUCAUUUCUGGCAACAUCAUUGUGAUUUUUGUAUCUCAUUGUGCACCUUUGCUAAACCAUCACACCACAAGUUACUUUAUCCAGACUAUGGCAUAUGCUGACCUUUUGGUUGGGGUAAGCUGCCUGGUCCCUUCUUUAUCACUCCUGCACUACCCCCUUCCAGUAGAGGAGUCACUGUCUUGCCAGAUAUUUGGUUUUGUAGUGUCAGUUCUGAAGAGUGUCUCCAUGGCCUCUCUGGCCUGUAUCAGCAUCGAUAGAUAUAUUGCCAUCACUAAACCUUUAACCUAUAACACACUGGUGACACCCUGGAGGCUACGUCUGUGUAUUUUCCUGAUUUGGCUUUAUUCCAGCCUGGUCUUCCUGCCUUCCUUUUUCCACUGGGGCAAACCUGGAUAUCAUGGAGAUGUGUUUCAGUGGUGUGCAGAGUCCUGGCACACCGAUCCCUACUUCACCCUGUUCAUCGUGAUGAUGCUAUAUGCCCCAGCUGCCCUCAUUGUCUGCUUCACCUAUUUCAACAUCUUCCGCAUAUGCCAACAGCACACAAAGGAAAUCAGCGAAAGGCAAGCCCGCUUCAGCAGCCAGAGUGGGGAGACUGGGGAAGUGCAGGCCUGUCCAGACAAGCGCUAUGCUAUGGUCCUGUUCCGCAUCACUAGUGUAUUUUACAUCCUCUGGUUGCCGUAUAUCAUCUACUUCUUGUUGGAAAGCUCCACUGGCCACAGCAACCGCUUUGCAUCCUUCUUGACCACCUGGCUUGCUAUUAGUAACAGUUUCUGCAAUUGUGUCAUUUAUAGUCUCUCCAACAGUGUCUUCCAAAAGGGACUAAAGCACCUCUCAGGGGCCAUGUGUACUUCUUGUACAAAUCAGACCACAGCCAAGGAUCCUUACACAGUUAGGAGCAAAGGCCCCCUAAAUGGAUGUCACGUCUGAGAUGAAUCACGUAUUUGGUCACUCUGUGUGUGGCCCUUUU
Messenger RNA from Lepus europaeus (European hare), 1097 nucleotides. It is a transcript of the gene GPR21, whose product is annotated as G protein-coupled receptor 21. Gene Ontology annotation, cellular component: membrane. Gene Ontology annotation, biological process: G protein-coupled receptor signaling pathway. Gene Ontology annotation, molecular function: G protein-coupled receptor activity. The transcript has a single exon. The record is from RefSeq and is a predicted model, not a curated record. Bases 2 to 1057 code for a protein of 351 amino acids. NCBI's taxonomy places the organism in Eukaryota, Metazoa, Chordata, Mammalia, Lagomorpha, Leporidae.